AUAUUACAAGUGGUAAAACUAAACCCUAUUCUCAAUUUCUCAUCCUCAUUUUGAAACUCCCAAGUGAGUCCCAGCGGCGCCUCCCUUUCCUCCCUCCCUCCCAGCCGAAACCCUAGUUUCCUCCUUCCCUCCCAGCCGCGCGGCGCCUCCUCCACACUUCCCAGCCGGCAGCCGGCGCCUCUCUAACCAGCGACCACCCCCAGCGCCUCCAUUCUCUGCACGACUGGCAGACCAGGACGGCAGCGCAGCACGAGCAGACCCGCCGGCCGCCCCCCGCUUCUGACGUCUCCAGCACCGCAGCACGAGCCAGACGUCGUCCAGACCAGCCAGACGGCAGCGCAGCACGAGCAGACCCGCCGGACCGCCGCUGAAGCCUGACGCUUCCGAUUUCGAAAGUAAGUAUAGAAAGUGAUUGAAGCUGUAAUGGAUGUAAUGGCUGUAAUGGAUGGAAGCGACUCAAAGCGGCCCUGCAGAAAACAAAAGCGUAAACGGAAACAGGUUGACGACAGGAUAAGUAAGCUGUCUGAAGACAUAAUCCUUAAGAUGUCGGAUUUGUGGAAAGACACCUCUAAACUCGAUUUUCAAAACACCGAUUGCACUUUCAAAACUGAAAUUGAGCACACUUCAUGGGAUGCGGAGAACUGCAAGUAUGUGAAAAUGGUAAAUUCGGCUAUCGAAUCGCAUCAAUCCCCCUGCUUGCAAUCUUUCAUCCUCCAAUUCUACGUAAACAAAUCAGGCAAGAGCGCAGUCGCCAAAUGGCUGGAGUUUGCAUGGUCGAGACGAGUAGAGUGUUUGAUGUUCAACUUCCAAUGUAGGAGACCAGAGUCUAUGCUUGUCCUAGAAGAGCUGUUGGCAGAGAUGAGACCUAUGAAUUACCUCAAGAGAUUGUGUCUAACAGGUAUGAGAGUGGGUGGUGAAGCCAUCUCAUUGAUCCUGCGUAAUUGCCCUAUGUUGUUGGACCUGAAUAUCAGAGUGAGGGCGGAUUUGACGUCUGAUGUUCAUGUCUGCGGCGGCGCAGCCCUCAAGUUGAACAGGUUGAGGAUAAGCUAUUAUUGCCCAGAAUCCACAAAAUCCGUCUAUAUUUCUGCUCCAAAUCUUACCAUGGUUAAUCUCACUGCAACAAAACGGGGGAAGCUGUUUUUCGAGAAUGUUCCGAAGCUUGUUCAUGCGGUGUUUACUGUCGGAUAUGCAAGAUAUAUUGGGCAGAAUUUUGUUCCUUGCAUCAUCUCCCAACUGCAAAAGCUCACCUUGGAGCUCUAUUAUUCUAAGAAGCAUUUGGCGAAAUGGUUUCCGCCUCAAAUGCCUAAUCUCAAGGAGUUGGUCCUUGUGGAUAAUGGAGUGUAUGAGCACGGUUGUCUCUUGCUGGUGAAGGCUUUCAUAUCGGCAUUGCCUCGUCUUCAAAAAUUCGAAUUCGUGUUUCUUGACAAUGCAACAUCACACGAAAGAUUUAGAUGUCCGCACCAACAUUUGAAAGUGUUAAAGUUUCAAGGGUCUUGUGCGAGGCAUAUCAUCGAACUGGUGACGCGCGUUUCAGAUAAUUGCGACGCGUUUCAAGAAAUAAAUACUUGUUCUCCGCUUAUGGGUAAAGUUGAGGUGGAAGCUCACAAGAACCAUCUCAAACAGCUUGGACUCGAAUUAUCUCAUCACAUCCAAUUCAAGUUUUUUAAGUUCACAUAAUAGUACUCACUCCGUCCCAAAGGAAAUGUCCUCCUUCUUUUGGGCACGGUUAUUAAGGAUGCAUAAUUUGCCUAAUCUAGUAGAAACUGAAAUGAUGCAUAAUCUGUCAUUGAAUCUUAUAUGCUGCCUAAUAUAGUAAAAACUGAAAUUUCCUUAAUAUUAUACUAGAUUAGGCAUAUUAUGCAUCCUUAAUAACCGUGCCCAAAAGAAGGAGGACAUUUCCUUUGGGACGGAGGGAGUACUACUUUGAUGUAUGGAAUAUUAAAGUUUUAUUUAAAAUUUUGUUGGAAUUUUGGAAGUUUUAUUGGAGUUGAAGACCUGAACAAACUAAAAGAAAAAAUGACAUGUUUUAGCAAAAUUCUGAUUACAUUGUAAGAGACUGGAAUUAUCAUUGCAUAGAUUUCAGAUUCAAAGUAUGAUUAAUAGUCUUUAUUUA
Salvia miltiorrhiza (redroot sage) is the source of this 2113-nucleotide messenger RNA. RefSeq lists its product as uncharacterized. NCBI's taxonomy places the organism in Eukaryota, Viridiplantae, Streptophyta, Magnoliopsida, Lamiales, Lamiaceae. The record is from RefSeq and is a predicted model, not a curated record. The transcript has 6 exons. The coding region runs from base 424 to 1677 and encodes 417 amino acids.